CUUCCGCCAACUGCGUUGCGGCCUCUCUUUGUGCUGCUUCUAGGCGCUCCGCCUAGAGUAGCCCUCCCGCCCUUCCUGGUCACUGGGGAUUGCUCCCGGAGCAGGAUCGACGUCCGGAGUCAUCAAUAACUGGAGACAUGCCGUGAUUGGUAGCCUAAAUAAGAGGCGUUUUCCAGAGAUUGUGGAAAUCCGGAGCUCUAAUCAGGUUCUUUUCCUCUCUCCUGGAAAGUGAACGAUUGUUUCCAUUUCAAAUCUAAGCAAAGGAUUGAGGAUCCUUUUGUCUCUUUGAUCUUUGCUUCUCCUUUCUCUCUCCGGACACUUGGAGUCUUUUGCCACCACCACGCCUCACCCCUACUCCGUUCUUGAGACAUCUCUUCCUUUUUGCACCCUUUAAAGACGGAAUGCUGGAGGGAAUGCCGCUCCUACUGACAGCUUCCAAGUGCAUCUGAGUAAACCAGGCAGAAAGAGAAACCCUCGACUGAGGAAAAAAAGGAGAAAUGAGCCCUUUUCAGCAGGGAUUAUUAGUGCUGCUCUUCUUAUUCCUGGAGUAUUCAGAAGCCAAAAAGCAAUGCUGGUACUUUGAAGGGGUGUAUCCUACAUAUUAUAUAUGUCGAUCCUAUGAAGAUUGUUGUGGUUCAAGAUGCUGCGUGAGAAGUCUGUCGAUCCAGAGACUAUGGUAUUUUUGGUUUCUUCUGAUGAUGGGAGUUCUGUUUUGCUGUGGGGCUGGUUUCUUUAUCCGAAGACGGAUGUAUCCUCCACCACUGGUUGAUGAAACAACUUAUAACGUGUCAUUCACUCGACCACCUAACUCCAGUACACCAGGAGUCCAACAGCCAGGCAUGGCCUAUUAUGCAGAUCCAGAAGGAAUGAUGAUGAAUCCGAUGGCCAUGAGUUACCAUGUCCAACCUAAGUCUCCCCAAAUGAACCAAGUUUAUCCCCCUCCACCUUCUUACUGCAACACCCCACCCCCAUCAUAUGAGCAGGCUGUGAAAUCUUCCACAUAAUCUCUUUAUUGAAACCAGUAGGACCUUGAUCAGAAAGAAGAUAAAUCGUGAGCUGAGCUGAAGAUUUCUCAGAGCUCUACCAUCCUUUGCUGUUGUUUCAACUAAAAUACUUUGGACAAUAGUGAAGGAUUUGCAGCACAGGACAAAUUAAGUUUUGACAUAUUCAAAAUAAGAAAAGUUUUAUGUGCUUCUCUUCUGAAACCUAUAUUUAAGUUCCCUUUGCUGACCUUUUAAAUUUAUUUUCUUUGUGAUUUUGAUGCAUAUAGUAACACAUGUUUGAGGGAAAAAAUGGUAGUAAGCACAAAACAAUUUAAAACUCUAGGAAGAUAUUGUAUCAUUUUACAGAUGAAAAGAGAAAAAAAGAUGAUGGAUUGAAGACAGUUGAAAUAGCUGAAGCAGAUGAACUUGUUAAUAAAGCUUAGACAAAUAAAGAGUUGGUAAAGGAAACUUGGAGGAAUUGUAGUACAAUAUGUGGAAAACCUUUCAUGUAAGAAUAAAAUCCCUUUAUUUCACUAGCACCAACAUUGGAGGGAAGAAUAUUACAAAAUCUCCUAUGGUACCAGUUUGUUGAAGAUGGGCUGCCAAAAAUAAGAAAAUACAUUAUCCUUUUGGGAGUGCAGAUGUCAUAGCAAAUUGCUUAUUUGGGAUGGAAUGGAAAAUGCUACUGAGAGUCAACAGUAAUUUGCCAAGAUAUAGUAAUACAAACAUUUAUGUCUAGAAAAUACUGCUUAUGCAAAGAAAAAAUUUCGAGUUUUUGUAUUGAUUCAGGGGACCUUUUUACAACUGUGUUUUGGCAUACACUGUUUUUAUAGAUAUUCCUAAUUGGAUGUGACAGAUGCAUCUGAAACAUGAAAACUCUGUAAACAAUUCUGGUUGGUCUGAUUACAAACAUGGGCUUGCUUUUAUAUACCAGAAUAGACUAUUAGUAAUUCCAUUUUGUUUUCAGUUGUUUUCUUUUUUUGACAUUGGAGACUUAUUUCCAUAUGACUUUUUCCUGGGGGGGUGUUGGGUUACAGGGUUAUUUAUUCAGAGUGAAAAUCUUACUGAAAUUGGGAUUUUCCAGGUACUGAGAAGUGAUUGCAGAUUCUCCAGGAUGUGAUAAAAUGUCAUCCAUCAAAAGUUUGAGUCUCAGUUUCCAUAGAUUUUUCUUAUUAGAAAUGUCCUGCAUUUGGCUGCUGACAGCCCAGGUUCAAGACCUGAAUGCUGCGUGACAGGGUAAGCUUCUGUUACUUGUCCCAGCUCCUACCCCCUUAGCAGUUCAAAAACAUCCCAAUGCAUGUAGAUAAAUAGAUAACACAUUGGUGUUAUCUAUCACAGUGUUACAAGUGCUUCGCUAUAUAGUUAUGUUGGUCACAUGAUCACAAAAAUGUUUUCAGAAAAUGCUGGUCUCCUUGGCUAAGAAAUGAAAUUGAGCACUGUCCCCUAAAGUCAGACAUGACUGGACAGGGGAAACCUUCACUUUUACUGGCAUUAGAAAUAUUUAGGAGCUCAGUUCCUAGAUCUUGUUUUCACUAAAGAAUAAAUGAAAUUUUCUUAAGGUUACUAGGAUGUUUUUGGACAGUUUUUCUUUUAGCUAGGCUUCUGCAGAGAUAGCUGGGCAACUGUAAAUUCUCCCCUUUGAUCUAUAAAUGAUGUAUAGCAGAAUGACAUUCAAAUGAAGGGAGAAGAAAACCAGAUGAUGCUAUGAAUGCUUACAUGAAUGGAUAAUGUAUCCACCAAUUCAUCUAUCCAUAAUAUUGAACUUCUCGGUCUUAAACAAAAUGGGAAAUUUCUAGAUAAUCUGUAAGAUCUGAAGGAGUACCUGAGAGGCACCUCUAUUUCAAUGCAUGGACAUGGAGGCAGUAUUGGAGGCAGUAUUCAAAUGAGAUUUUGAUUUUAAUUAAUUUAGUACCUUGAGUGAAUAUAUGUCAUUUUCAUUGUAUAUUGGUCAAAUGAAUAUAUUUUGAAAAAAAAGCGAAACUCUUUGGCAUUUACAUUUUAGACAUAUAUCUAAGCUAUUUUAAAUGUUUAUGUACAAUGCAAAAUAUUUGCAUCACAGUUAUAAUUCAAACAUAUGAGCAAUUUUUUCAAGAAGCGAGACUGCUGGAUCGGUUUUUUCUACGUAGCUUACUGUAAUAUAUGAAACUUCCCUGUGGUUAUAAUUCUUAAAAAUAGUAAGAAAGAAGUUGUUGCUAUUCAAUGUCAGUGUCUUGCUUCCGAGCCGAGUACAAAUGAUUAAAUUCUAGAUAAUUUUAAGUUUACUUUAUUAGCAUUUCAUGAGUAUUUAAACUGGGCUGCAAUGACGAGACAGUUUCAUUCUUCAGUUUCAGAUGUAAUCAAACUUUUGAACAUUUUUUGAACUAUACAUCUCAACUUUAGCCUUUAAAUAAUAGUUUUAUGAAAUAACUGUUUUAUGUACUGUUCCCUGAAUAUUACUUUCAGUUUUAAUUACAAGGGGCAAUUGCUGUGCUAAGUUAGAAACUUUGACAGGAUCAAAGAUAAUAUAAUACCAUAAUGUAUAUAAUGUAAUAUCAUCUGAAAACGUAGAAGAUUGCAAUGUUCAGCCUACAGAACCUUCAUUCGUGAUUUGUCAAGUUAUAGUGAAAAUACAUAUUGAAUGUAGGAAAGUAGCAACUACUGAACAAUAAGGAAGUUAUGAAGUCUGGGGGGAAAAUCAAUUGAUGCCCCAGUUCUUGAAAAAAUACUUUUAUUAUGUAUAAAUCUUCAAUAUUUGAGAUAGGAACUAUUAUUGUUGCAGUGGCUUUGCUGCUGAAUAAAGCUUCAGUUAAAUACCUUCUGAAAUUCAGAAAGUUUAAGAAUACUAAAUAGCAAAUGAUAAACUGAAAAGCCAUUAGUACAAAUUGAAUUAAUGGGAACUUUAUCUAUUAUCUUGCAAAAUUAAGUCCUAAAGAUACCAAGGAAAAAUGAUUACAUAUUGAGCCUUUUCCCUUUACCAAAUCAUGAUCUAAUAAUAGGUUCAAUGAUUUUGCUCAAUGUAAAAUAAGAUUUCUCCAUUGAGGAAUUAAAUUGAAGCUACAAAAUGUGGUUGUAAAAUUCAGAAUCUGCAAUUGUACAAUUUUCAAUUAUAUGCAUCAUUCAUUCUAGCUUUGCUCUCAAAGUCUAUGAAAAGUAAGCAGAGUUAUAAUUACACACCUGAUUCAAAAGAAUAACUUACAAAGUAUAGCUGCAAGACUUACUUUGAGAAUUCAAGGUUAGGAAAAAUGACUAGAGACCUUACAAUACAUACAAUGCAAUACUGUAUGCAGUGGUGGGAUUCAGCUGGUUCUAUCUGGAUCACAUGAACCGGUAGUGGCGACUGCAAGAGGUGCUGCCUACCCACCCGGACGUAAUGUGUGACUACUGCGCAUGCACAGAGCUGGUGUGAGCAAAGCGAAUGAGUGUGCACGCACAUUCACAUUUGCGAACCGGUAGGGAAGGUAAGUGAAUCCCACCUCUGACUGUAUGUAUGUUAAAUCCUUUUCUAUGCUAUUUGAAUAAUCGUUAUUUUUAAAAUCAGACUUAUCAAGAAGUUUCUUAGAUACAAAUAUACCAUAAAAACUAUUUGUAGUUUUCUAAAAACAUGUAGAAGUAAUAAAACAUAGGCCAUCCUUUUAUAGAAAGUGAUUCAGUUCAUAUUCUAUUAUACAUGUUAAAGUGAGUUCUUUGCUAUAUACCACCUGAGAGAUAUUGUAGCUAUAUAAAAGUUCCUGUACAUUAAUCUUUUUUUAAAAAAAGUUGUGGGUCAUUAUUAUGUAAUUUAAGAGAACAGUUUGGUUCUCAAAUUAUUACAGAGGACAUUUUGCAAAUGCUACAUAGCAUCUAUUAUUUGAUUAAUCACACAAAUGUAUAAUAUGAAGAAACCGUUGGGCUGUGUUUAUUCUAAGUGCAGGUGAGGAUGGGAUCACAUGGAAAAAAUUCAUCCAUUAAAAAUGAACACAUCUAGAAAAAGGUUAAUCCCUUUUUGUCAUAGUUCAUUUUUAUGUAUUUAAGAGUUUAUGCAUUUAAGAGGAUAUGCACGUAGCACUCUGAAAAAACUAACAAUGCCAGAAUAGUGAGACUGAUUCCAAAGCUAAACAUAUAGGUAAGAUUCAAUCUGAGAUAAUUCAGCUGUUAUAAAGAGCAUUUUCCCUGUUGCUCCCCAGAAGCCAGUAAAGUGUGUGUAAAGACUUGCAGAAUUUUACCAUAAUUCCUGUACAAAAAAAUUAAAAAGGACAUUUCAUAAAAUGUAAUGGACAUAAGAAUUACACCUCUUUUUGGAGUGUUAAAGCAGCAGCCUCUUCUGGAACUAUGAAUGUGAUAUCUUUAAAGGUUUUUUCCUGACUGUUAAAUACGGGUUAAUAAUAUACUUCACUGUAUAUGGGGAAAGUUGUACAAUGAUUGUGUCAAUCUCUCCAAAGGAAACAUCUACUCUAGUGCUUUGAGGACUACUUGGCUCGUGCCAAUAUUUCUUGUGCAGUUCCUUUUUGAAUGUUUUGCAUAGCUAGAAUAAUUAUGUUUUGUAUAGCCAGAAAUAUAAUAGUAAUACGUCUAUUUCACCUAUAGUCCACAUUUACCAUGAUACAAUCCUUAGACAUUUAUGGGGUUGAAUGUAUUGAGAAGCACAAAUCAAAUCUAUCAUGGCUUUCUACAUACAUACUACGUAAACAAAUUCAUCAAUACAAUAAUAAGAUAGGAUCAGUUCACCUGCAUUUUCAUAAAUGGUCAGCUGGUACAUUAUUAGUUUAUUUGGGGUGUAAUAUGUGUGAAUCACGUUGGAUAGAACCACCAUAUCAUUAAAAUAAUUAAGCACAAUAUUUACUGUUAAUUGGUAGCAAAAAGAGAUAUCAACAAAGGCUGAAUUAAUUUUGGUAUGAGAGAACCUGAUUUAUUAUAGAGAUGUCAUUCCUUAAAUCAGUGGUAUUCAACCUGGUCCCUACCGCCCACUAGUGGGCAUUCCAUGAUGGGCGGUAGGGGUUUUGUCUGAUACUGAAGCAUUUUUUUUUUAAAUUUAAUUGACUUUUAAAAAUUUUCAUAGUAUUAUUUAAAAACAUUUUCAUUAUGUUUUCAUAAAAUUCCCUGUGACAAUAUACAUUUCUGAAAAUAUACUAUUUGAAUCAGGCGCAUAAGUUUAGUUCAUGUUAUGUAAGUGAAACUAAAUGGUGCUAUAAUGUGACCGUAAACAAAAGAGCCUCGUCCCAGAAUAGCUCGCGCAUCUCCUCCCACACCACCCAGCUGUAACAGACAAGCAGAGCUGGUAGCCGGCGCCCCCUCCAAACCUAAUCCACAAUGUGCGAGAGGCAUGCGCAGAUGACAAUGCAUGGCACAUUACUGUGGAACCGGUGGGCAGUUAGAAAAUUCUACUACUAACCGAAAUACAAAAGUGGGUGGUAGGUAUAAAAAGGUUGACUACCCCUGGCUUAAAUUAUAGCUUCUCCUUUUCUCAUUCUACUAUUUACCUUUUGUCAUUUUCUUUUAGCAGAACUUUUAGAAAACUAGAAAGGUUCAUAUUUAAAAUUUGGGACGAAUCUAGGAGUUGGGUUUAUAAGAGUUCAUUAAGUGCUGCCCAUCUUUACUUCAUAAUUCGAGAGCUGAUUGUAGCACAAGUUAGUCUUUGUUUUAAAAUGAAUUGGUUUCAGUUUGGUUUAUAAUAUGGUCUGAGUUGUCUCACUGCACUUAAUGAUUGAAUAUAUUUUCAGAAAUAACACAACUUUAAAGCCCCAUAGGUUAACUGAUAAAUCAAGAGUACCUCUCUUAAUGAGCUGAAUUCUAUAGCUGGUAGAUAUUCUUCAAAGUUUUAAGCUAUUCGGUAUGUGUUAAAAACUGUUACAUUUCCUUGUUAACAUUGUCCGGAAUUCAUUUUUAUAGACAAAUUUUAUUCAAUAUAUUGAAAUUAAAUGCCAAAUAUUUUUCAUUGAAGUUUUUUCUUAUGUUUUUAUUAUUAGAUUAUACCAUGUGGAGAUCUCGGUACUUUCUGAGAUUUGUUGACUGCUUGCAAAAGUUUAAUUAUUUGACUAGGUUACAUAAUCAGUGCAUGUAUGGUUUGUUUCCUAUUUAUAUACAGUAGCUUCCCCUGCCAGUUUUUGUGUGGAUGUGAUUUUCUCCCUAGCAGUUCCUUGAUUAGGAUAUUGUUUUAUUGAUCAUUUGUCUGGUAUUAAUCCCUAUUCAUCUAGGUGUUUCUGUUGCAGAGGCUAUGCUCUGUUUUGUUGUUACUGUUGUUUCUUUGCUAGCUUUUUAUUGUCUCCUUAGAAUGGGGUGUAAACAUAACUUAUCUCUCUAUGUUUUUAUUGAUGGCUGAUUUGACUAAAUGCCAAAUUCCAGAAUUUCCCUAGAAUUAUUGGAUUUAGCUUGGUCUAAGAUGCUCAUAGUUAUCUAAUUGAAAGUAUAGUUAAAUGUGUCCAUAUGUUAUGAGAUUAUGGAGUUUUCCUCUAUCUUCUGAUUGCUUGCUGGUGUUAAUGCAUGUGCUCUACUGGUCUUUUGCUACCUGUCCUACAUAAUAAUUGUACAGUCCUUACACUGUGUAUUGUACUGUGUUUUUUUUUCUUGGCUACUGGGUCUUUUGGUUUACUUAAGAUAUUUUGGAGGCUUUAGUUAAUUUGUGUGCUAUAGUGAUGCUGUUUGAUUGUAAUGAUGUGUUGGUGGUUUCUGAGAUGCUGGAUUUUGUUGGUUUGUGUGCUACACUGAUGCUAUGUGGUUGUAAUAGUCUGUUGGUUGUUUUUGAGAUGUUUUUUAUAUAUGACAGUGUUAUUCUUUUCAUAGCUUGUGUUGGUUGUCCUGAAAUAGAUUGAAUGGUCAGGCACUUUUUGAUAAAGUUGUGUGGUAUCUAUUUUGUUGGAAGAUGAUAUAUAGGGAGUCUGUUUCCUUUUUCUGCUGUUCUUGGUUGCUGUAAUGUGUAUGUACUCACAUGAAUACAUGAAUACUCAUAAUCAUGUGAGAGACUGGCUUGUUAUUUGGUUAAUUAAUGCAAAGAUUGCUUUUUGAUAUAUUUGCACUUCUAAUUUGCUUGUCAGUUCUUCGUCUGCUGAGGAUAUCCAGGAAGAGUAAUAUGUUGCUUUCUUUUCCCCUUAUUAAUAUUAUUAAUAUAAUAUUAUUGAGGAUGACAUCAAUUGUUUCACAUCUCUUCUCUACUUGUACUUUUUUCAUGAUGACAAAGGUGUCAUCUGCAUACCAAGUCCAUAAUUUUGGUUGUAUGUAUAGGAGGGCUGUAGUUUCUAGACACUGCAUUAGUCUCUGCUAUUGAGACUGCUAUGAGUUAUGAGAGUAGUGAUUCCAUGAGUGUUCUGAUUUGUUGCUCUAUUUGUCCAUUAAGUUGGUAAUGAAGCAGAGGUUGGUGAAUUUCAGCUUCUAUUUUUAGGUCUUUGAUUUUGUGCAUAGUGUUGAAUUGAUAAAAUAUUCACUCCAUUCUGUGAAAUGUCCAAGUUUUUUUGUAAGUUCUUUGGCUGUAUUGUAUUGGGUUUCUGGCAAUAAUAUAAUUGGAUGAGGAGGUUUGUUGGGCUUAUGUAGUUUGGAAGUGUGGGAAGAUGCAUCCAGAAAGAUUAAUGCAACCUGUUUGUCACUAUAUAAAUAUUCAAUUAUAUUCAAAAUUACUCUUACGUUAUUGUUUAGUUGUCUUUUAGGUAAGAAACAACAUUGGUCUUCACGUAUAUAAUCCUGUAAAACUUUUUUAAGUCUUUCAGCUAAAAUAGAUGUAAAGAGUUUAUAAUCAUUACUAAGGAGGGAAAUUGGCCUUUAAUUCUUCACAGAAGUUAAAUCCAGUCCAUCUUUGGGUAUUAAAGAAAUGUAGGCAUCCUUCCAAGAAUCUGGUAUAGAAUUCACCUCUAGAAUAGAAUUCAUUAAGUUUUUCAUUGGAAGAAGUAAUUGAUCUUUAAAAAAUUUGUAAAAUCCAUUUGGUAGGCCAUCUGGUCCCAGAGCUUUGUGUGUUUUACCUCUUUUAAUUGCUUCUAUUAUUUCAAAAGUUGUUAUUGGAUUUUCAAAAUUUUCUUGUAGUUUUCUGAUGAUGUAGGAAGAUUUUUAGUUGAUAUAUUAGUCCUCUAAACUGUCCAAAGAGAUUUCUUGUGCUUUAUAUAAAUUGGUAUAAUAAUUCCCAAAAAAUAUUUUAAUGUUUUUAUUAUCCAUGUGAAUCUUAUUCCCGCCUUGGAGCUUAUUAUCUUUUCAGUCUAUUUUCUUUGUUUGUAUGCGAACCAUAUCCCUGGUUUAUUUUCAUGUUCAAAAAAGUGUUCUUUUGUAUAUUUAAGUUUCUUUUCAAUAGCCGAAAUAGUCAACAAGAUUGUUAUUCAAUAAUUUUAGUUGAUUAAGUAUGUUAGCAUUUUCUGGUGAAUUCUGGUGUUCUCUCUCCUUCAGUUUAAUUUCUUGUAGCACAUUUUGGAUUUUUUCAUCCAUCUUCCUCUUAAUUAUUGUAUUAUAGUGUAUAAAAUGUCCUUGUAUCACACUUACAAACUGUUAUUAAACUGGUUCCCUUACCUAAAUUACUAUUGAAGCAGUCUUGAAGUACCUGUUUACAAUCAGUUGCCUGUCCAAAACAGACUCAUUUAAUGUCUAUUUAAAAGACUGAAGACCAAAUUUAAGAUAUAUUAUUGUCAGAAAAGUUUUUGGAAGAAGAAGAAUUUUAGUUGUUUUGUGAAGUAAAAUUUUUGUAGUCUAAAUUAUAUCAAUGCUAGAAAAAGAUUUGUGUGUCUCUGAAAAGACGAUAAAUGUCCUCCAAACAUCAAUCAAACCUAAAGCAUUGGCCAGCUCGAAAGCAGUUUGGGACAGUUUCCCUUGUGUUUCUUUAAUUCCUUUAUCAGCUGAUUUGUCCAGUCGUGGGGUUACUAACCCAUUAUAAUCUCCAAUUACACACCAAUACUGAAAAGAAUAGGAGAGUAAGUAUUCGGCUAAAUGUUUAAAAAUCUUGGCUUUUUCUUGGUAUGAGGCAUAUAAUCCCAUCAUAAUAGAUUUUAUUCCCUGUCAGUCUCUUUGAUGUGAGUUUCUUUCAAACAUAUUACAUCAUGGUUCACUUUUUUCAAAUAAUGAAAUACUUUUUUCUCGGUUGUGGGGAAUUUGUUCCAUUAACAUUCCAUAUCAGAACCUUGCAAUCCAUCUGUUACGAAGAUAAAGUUCAGGAAUUCCAGCUAUGGCUGCCAUUUUCACAGCCUGUUCUUGAUCAGCAUCAGUUUUCUUUUUAUUUUUUUCUUCAGGCCUAAUUCUUGUGGUAGUUGAUCUUUAUCUUUUGAAAAAUAGUGUAGUUCUGAUCCGUAUUUUUCCAAAAAAAUCUUAUGCUUUAAAGACUGAAUUUAGUCUAUACUGUUGAUUUCUAAAGGUAAAAAUAACCCCUUCCAGCUUAUCACAGCAAAAGGGAAUAUCAUUUUGUUUUAGGGAUCCAUCAGGAAGAAA
Ahaetulla prasina is the source of this 10328-nucleotide messenger RNA. RefSeq names its product VOPP1 WW domain binding protein (gene VOPP1). The record is from RefSeq and is a predicted model, not a curated record. Bases 498 to 1004 code for a protein of 168 amino acids. Lineage: Eukaryota; Metazoa; Chordata; Lepidosauria; Squamata; Colubridae. The transcript has 5 exons. Gene Ontology annotation, cellular component: cytoplasmic vesicle membrane.